Messenger RNA from Mesitornis unicolor (brown roatelo), 1212 nucleotides. RefSeq names its product keratin-associated protein 10-4-like. NCBI's taxonomy places the organism in Eukaryota, Metazoa, Chordata, Aves, Mesitornithiformes, Mesitornithidae. The coding region runs from base 1 to 1212 and encodes 403 amino acids. The record is from RefSeq and is a predicted model, not a curated record. The transcript has a single exon.
AUGUCGUGCUACCUCCAGCAGUGCCUGACCCCGCUCUACCAGGCACCCACCCCCAUCAAGCGCCCGCCGAUGUAUGGUGCCAAGUGCUCGCCAGCGCCCACCUGGCACUCAACGCUCUGCAUCCCACAGUGUGCCACCUCCUGCGUCCCCCCGCAGCGGGCGAUGUCCUCCAGCUUCUCUGAACACCAGUGUGUGACCCAGUGCGUGCCACCACGGCAGUGUGUGACCCAGUACGUGCCACCACGGCAGUGUGUGACUCAGUACGUGCCACCACGGCAGUGCGUGACCCAGCGCAUCCUCCAGCAGCCGUGUGUGCCUCGGUAUGUGACAACCUGUGUGCCACAGCAGCAGUGUGCCACCAAAGGUGUCCCACAGCAGCCUUGUGUGACCAAGUGCAUGCCACAGCAGCAGUGCGGGAGCAAGGGCAUGGCCACCUACGCUCCCCAGCAGCAAUGUGCCACCAAGUGCAUCCCCCAGCAGCAAUGUGCCACCAAGUGCAUCCCGCAGCAGCAAUGUGCCACCAAGUGCAUCCCCCAGCAGCAAUGUGCCACCAAGUGCAUCUCGCAGCAGCGAUACGUGACCAAGUGCAUGCCACAGCAGCCGUACCAGACCAAGGGCAUCCCGCAGCAGCAGGGUGCCACCAAGUGCGUCCCGCAGCAGUGUGUGACCACCUAUGCCCCGCAGAAGCAAGGUGCCACCAGGUGCGUGACCACGUGCGUCCCGCAGCAGCGUGCCACCAAGGGCGUCUCGCACCGGUUUGUGACCUCCUGUGCCCCGCAGCAGUGUGCCACCGCGCAUGGCCAGCAGCAAACGGCAACCAGGUGUGUGACCAAGUGCGUGCCUCAGCAGUGCGCCACCAAGGGUGCCACCAUCUGCGUCCCACAGCAGUGUGACACAACUUCCGUCCCACAGCGGUGUGUGACCAAGUGUGUGCCACAGCAGCAGUGUGUGACCAAGUGCGUCCCACAGCAGUGUGUGACCAAGGGUGUUUCACAGCAAUGUGCCACCAAGGGUGUCCCACAGCAAUGUGCCACCAAGAGUGUGCCGCAGCAGUGUGCCACCAAAUGUGUCCCACAGCAGCAGUGUGCCCCCAAAUGCGUCCCACAGCAGCAAUGUGCCCCCAAGUGUGUCCCACAGCAGUGCGAGUCAGGUGGAGUAAAAAUUUCGAGUCACUCUAAGAAGUACUGCUCUGCCACCAAAUGGCCCUGGUAA